Parnassius apollo (apollo) is the source of this 1041-nucleotide messenger RNA. NCBI's taxonomy places the organism in Eukaryota, Metazoa, Arthropoda, Insecta, Lepidoptera, Papilionidae. The record is from the annotation of a GenBank genome assembly.
AUGUCGGCCAGUGUUCCUGGUGAUACUGAAAGUAGAGCGAAAGUAAGAAUGCAGUUAGCAACGGGUUUCGUUCUCGCCCUGUUGAUAGGGCUUGCUAGCGCCGCUCCCGUCUCUAAUGAAAAACAUGGAAAAUUCGUAGUCACAAGAGAAUUUUUUCCCGAAUCUUUGGUUGUGUAUUCCGGCGAACACGAAAUUGUUAACAUUUUCGUUCCCUUAAAUGGUCUUAACUACGCAGAGAAACCGGAUGACGACAGGAAAAUUAUACUUUUCUUCGUCGAAGCUGAUGAAGAUGAUUCAGGCAAAAGAAUAGACCAGGGCUUAUAUGUUCUUAAAGACGGUGUACCUAAGAAGCUAUUGGAUCAUGGUAGGGACGCAUCAGCAGCUAAUGACGAUAGCCAGGAAGUCUACUUUGCUGCUGAAGAUGGUAUUUAUUUGUACAAUCCUGAAGAAAACUCAGCUGAGAAAUACGGUACAGUGUCUGAUAGUAUAAUCGGAAUUGCUAAGGAGAACAACAGUGAUGUCAUUUACAUUCUCACUGAAGAUUUCGAAGUAUUCAGAGUGUCUGAAGCUGGUGAGAAGAAAGAGAAGAUCGAAGAGAUCGUCGGUGCUCAACAAAUUGUUCUGGAUUAUAAAAACAAUUUAUAUUUCUACGACGCAGAUAAACAGCCUUUCGUUUACAGUAAAGAUGGAGUAAAAAAGAUUGAAGGAACACCUGAACAUGCAGUUAAAGCGCACCUUCUUAAACCAUCUUUAUAUACGGAAGACUCGGUCCCAUUCAUUGUUGAUGGAAAGAUCUACAUCUUGUACGCUGAUGGGUCCGCACAACCUUUCGACAUUGAAAUCGCACCUGACGCCCAACCAAGUGCUUACUCAAUGGAAACAAUGUUGAUGCAAUAUUAUGCCCUAGAUAAUAAGAUUUACGAAUUUGAUAUUAUGGAUAUAAUGAUAGACGGUAUUUUAAAUACCAUGAAAGAAAUUCUACAACACUAUAUGGAUAUUAUUCAAGAAAUUCUUGCCAUGGAAAUUUUUAAUUCUAAAUAG